GAAAUAACAUGUACAAUUUCUCAUUUGUGUAGUGAAAACAUAAUAAUGUACAUUAAUUUAUUUUAUAAAACACUUAAAACUUUUUUCUUGAUCAAACUCUUGAAUGUCGUAAUUUUACAAUAGGUUUGUUUUACUCUGUUUUACUCUGAUAUCUGAAUGUACGUCAGUGACGUCAAUUAUUAGUCACUGAGUAAAAUAAAGUUGAAUUUGUGUUAUUUCAGUUAAAAACUGACUUCUUUUUAGUGUUUUUCACAUAAUAUAUAAACAUCAAAAUGUCGUCCCGCAAGACAGCCGGCCGCCGCGGCACGAACAAGAAGCGUGCGCAACGCGCCACCUCCAAUGUGUUCGCGAUGUUCGAUCAGGCGCAAAUAGCCGAGUUCAAGGAGGCUUUCAACAUGAUCGACCAAAAUCGGGACGGAUUCGUUGACAAAGACGACCUGCAUGAUAUGCUGGCUUCUCUUGGUAAGAACCCCACAGAAGACUAUCUGGAAGGCAUGAUGAAUGAGGCGCCAGGUCCAAUCAACUUCACCAUGUUCUUGACGUUGUUCGGCGAGCGGCUGCAAGGCACCGAUCCUGAAGACGUCAUCAAGAACGCAUUCGGAUGCUUCGAUGAAGAGAACAACGGUGUGAUAGGCGAGGAGCGUCUCCGCGAGUUACUGACCACGAUGGGCGACCGCUUCACCGACGACGACGUGGACGAGAUGCUGCGCGAGGCGCCCAUCCGCGACGGACUCUUCGACUAUGUGGAGUUCACGCGCAUCCUCAAGCACGGCGCCAAGGACAAGGACGAACAGUAAACAGCCACAUGCAGGCUGCUCCACAAUCGAUUUCAAAAUCGAUAUGCGUAAUCGAUUGGGAGAUUUAAAAUAUGUAGUUUGGUUGACAAAUAAUUGUAUUCGAUUUUUAAAAUUGACGAUCGAAUUUAAUAAUGCCCCCUACCAAUUUUACGAUCGAUAUUUUAACGUUUGCCAUAUGAUUUUUUUGUGUUGGUAACAUUGCCACGUUUGUACUUACGCAGCCUGCGAGUUCUACGUAAUAUUUUUUUAUAAUAUUUGCCAAACAUAUAAAA
Manduca sexta (tobacco hornworm) is the source of this 1069-nucleotide messenger RNA. It is a transcript of the gene sqh, whose product is annotated as myosin regulatory light chain sqh. The transcript has 4 exons. Gene Ontology annotation, cellular component: cytoplasm; myosin II complex. The record is from RefSeq and is a predicted model, not a curated record. Bases 273 to 797 code for a protein of 174 amino acids. Gene Ontology annotation, molecular function: myosin heavy chain binding; calcium ion binding. NCBI's taxonomy places the organism in Eukaryota, Metazoa, Arthropoda, Insecta, Lepidoptera, Sphingidae. Gene Ontology annotation, biological process: locomotion; post-embryonic development.